AUGGUUACUUCUAAUAAACCAACAGAGAAAAAGGUGGUAAAAAUGAGUGCGCCGGUUAAUAGCGCUGUUGUUCCGCAUAGAACCCUUUUGGGUGAAGUUAACGAACACAUAACGUGCCCCCUAUGUCGUGGCUAUUACAUUGAUGCUACGACAAUAGUUGAGUGUUUACAUUCAUUUUGUAGAUCUUGUAUUAUAAAACACCUUCAAGUAAAGAAAUACUGUCCAGUGUGUGAAAUGAUGAUAAACUCUGCUAAACCUAAUAUAAAAUUAGAUAAAGCUCUGCAAGAUAUUGUCUACAAGCUAGUACCAGGACUCUUUCAAAGAGAGAUGGAGCGUCGUCAGACGUUUUACGCAUCUCGCCCUGGCCCUGCUGCCUCUGCAACUCCCGAACAAAGAGGUGAAGACACUGAAAGGAUUAUUUUUAGUCCGGAAGAUGUGAUUUCUUUUUCACUAGAAUACUCUGAUGUGACAGAUAAUGAUAGCAUUUCAAGUAAAUCAUCAGACAGUAAUGAAUCAAAUUCUACACCAACUACAUCAAGAAGGUAUUUGCAGUGUCCGGCUGUUGUAAAUAUAAGUCACCUUAAAAAAUUUCUUAGCAUGAAAUUUGAUAUAGACAGCAGUCAAUUUGCAAUAGAUAUCUUAUAUAAGAGAGUCCCAUUACCAGAUUACUACACAUUGAUGGAUAUUGCCUAUAUCUACAACUGGAAACGAAAUGAACCUAUGCGGUUUUUCUAUCAAAUUAUUGACUAUGUUGCAAUUAGAAGCAGAUUAUUUGACAUAAAUAGAAAAGGAUCUGAUGUGGCAGAUAAAAAAGCUGCUUCAGCUAUUAAAGAAAAUGUAAACAACAAUCCUGUAGCUAAUGUAAAUGAUCAAGCUUCAGAAACUUCUUCUGGUACUGAUAGCCCAAUGCCUGAUGAAAAUUGUAUGAAAAGUCUCAGUCAAACAACAAAAAAGGAUAGUGAAAUUCCUAAGAGGAAUACUUCUGGAGAUGGGUCAAGUAUUGUCAAGAGAAGUAAUUCUCCUAUUAAGAAAAGUGAUGAUGAAGAUGAAAAGUCACAGUUUCUUAAUUCUUUUGAACUCAAAGCUAAAAAUAAUGCCACAACUUCACCUCUCAAAAACUCGGGUGAAGUUAUUUCCUUACCACCUGAAAACAGUUCUAAAAUAUCUUCCAUCAAUUCUCCAAAGGAAGAUUCAUUAAAGAGAAAGUAUCAAGCUGCUACUAAUUUACCAGAAUUAAAGAAGGUAAAGAUUGAAUUAGAGAAAACUAAGUUUCCUAUAAGUCAAUGUUUAGCUCGUGGUUCAAACUCAAAUGUGCAAACAGAAAAAGGUACAACAAACAUAGAUCAAUUUAAAUCUCCAGAAAAAAUUAAACCAACAGACAAUAUAACAAAAUGUUCUGCACAGUCUAUAAAUAUCAAUGCACCCACCCUAACAAGAGAUUCUAAACAUUCAUCUACUACAGUCAAACAACAGCUGUCUGAAAGUGCAGGACAAAAAAGAGCAACUUCUGAAAGCCAUAACUCAACUCCUAAACGUAAACCUGAGAAUAUUACAUCUAUAACUUCCUCUCCGGCAGCUCUUCAAAAAACAGUGUCUCCUCUUAAGAUUCAGCUAUCAAAAACUGAUUCUCCCACAUUAAUAAGCAAUAAAUCGCUAGAAACAUCAAAGACAAUACCCAAGAAAAUACCAGAUUUAAAACCCACUACAGUGUCAAAUUCUUCAGGUAAAAAUUCUAAUUCAGGGAAAUUAAGAAUGGAUCUUUUAGCUAACAACAGCGACCCAACAAUUGACAGAAGUAAAAUACUAUCCCAAGUGAAAACAUCAGCUUCACCUAGUGGACCACACACUGGUGAGAAUCUUAAGUCCUUGUUUGAUUCUUGUAAAAUUAAUAUUCCAUCAUCCUUAUCAAUUACUUUGACUGACCAAAAGAGCCCUUCAGAUAUGCCAAUAUCUGAACAAAAGAAAAGUGCAGUGAGUAAGACCAUUACAAAUGCAAAUAGUUCAGCUCAUAAAGUGCCUAGUCCACCAAUACAUAAUUAUAUAGAAAUAAAGAAACUGCCUGAUAUUGACAACAAGAAGAUCAGUAAAGCAGACACUAACUCAGAAUCAAAGUCAGCUUCAAUUAAGGCUGAUGUUGCUACACCCAAGCCAUUAAAAUCUAGUGAAACAUCUGCAAAAGGGCCAGUUCCCAACUUGAAACCAAUAGCUGAUACAAAGUUAGCAAAACAAAGUGUUAAUUUGUCAUCUGGAGCUCCAAUUACAUUUCAACAGACAUUUGAGCAACAACUGCAAUCGUUGCAAACAGAUUCUAAAACAAAAGGCCCUAAAAAUAAAGCUCAAGUACCGAAACUUGUACCAGCUACUCCCAAAACUUUCAGUGCUGCAAGUAAGUUAAAUAAUGCAAAUUGUAAAACUCCAACUACAGGUAUGUCAAGUGGAGAAAUCAAACCAACAAUCGCUCUAGAUUUAUCAACACCUCACACAAUUCAAAGUCAAUUAGGUCCCCAACAAACUAAAGCUUUUGAGACAAUGCAAUCAAUAGCAAAUUUAGCUAAAAAACAAAAUUUACCAUCAAAGCCUGUACCAUUGUCAAUGUCACAAAAUAUAUUCACACCAAUGUCUAAUAGACCAUCAUCGUCUCCACUUCGUGUACCAUCUGGAAACAAUAAUAAUCAAAAUAAGCAAGAUAAAACUGCUCCAAAUAAUCUUAGACAAGACACAUCAAAACAGCUAAAUACUUUGAAGCAAUCAACUUCACUUCAUGGAACUGUAACAAAUGUUCCAUCUCCAAACUAUCAAAGUGGUAACCAACCAUCGAGUAGCUCCACCCAACCGUCACCACGAUCACAAACGCGCUCACCAAGUUCUUCCCCAAAAUUAGUUAUAGCAGAAGAUAAACAAACGGCUAAUGCAACAUCUGAGCCAAAUCAGCCAAAUGCAUCUAUGAAUUCCCAACUGUCAAGUAUGUUUCCACCUAAAAUGGAGUCUACGAAGGAUUCACAUGGCAUUGCUAAACCAGGCUUGAAACCAUUGAAGCCAUUAGUCCCGCCGAGUAAGAUACCGGGCAUUCGGCAACCCAUAACACCUACUAUUCAUGCUAAUUCCACGAUGAGUUCUCAAGCAGAUUAUUUAUCACAACCGCUUAUUUCACACGCUAUAUUCAGACAUCAAAUGGAAAUGCAUUCUUGGUUAAAAGCUCAAAGACAAUACGACAUGUACAAAAACAUACCUAAUAUAACACAUCAAAAUCCCAAGGAUUUCAAUAACAAAGAAAAGCAAUAA
Leptosia nina is the source of this 3282-nucleotide messenger RNA. Lineage: Eukaryota; Metazoa; Arthropoda; Insecta; Lepidoptera; Pieridae. The record is from the annotation of a GenBank genome assembly.